UCAAAUGCCAUUGGCUUCUACUUGUUCAUCAGUUAUCUAUGGAUUGUCUAGCAGCCAUUUUUAGAUCAUCGCACCAAGAACAGCCACAGCCUUGUUGAUACGCAAUCCGUUUCCCGUUUCCAUAACAGAAAGGUUAAUUGUUUCUACACUAUUCGUGUACCCACUGACUGGGUCGUUUUUAGUUUUUGUCUAUUUUUCUUUGCUGGCCCUUUUUGAUUGCGACACAGAUAAAUAGGGAAUUUGGUAGUGGGGAAAGGAGAAAGAAAUGUGAUGGUAACUGAAAGGGUCUUUCUGUUCUCCGCCUUAUUCUUUUGACUUCACUAACCUUUUCCCCCUUUUUAGUUUUUGGCAUCAACUGUUCUUUGAUCAAUGCGAAAUUUUAGCUCUCAGACGUAUUAUCAAAGUUGAAGGUUUUGGAUUAACCCAUUGAUUUUUUUUUUGUCGGUUCAGAUUUCUAUUUUAGUUGGAAAAAUAUCGAAAGAUUUGAUCUGUGUGGCUCUCCAUUGAUGGCAAACAGCCUGACCUCUUUUUCUCAGAGGACAGAAGGUUCCAUUCUCUCCUCUCUAUUUUUGCCUCUUCGAUUCCAGUGAUUCUCUUCUCUUGAUUUUUUUUUCCCUCGAUUUGGUUGCUUAAUCUUGGAAUCUAUACCUAAUUUAAUUACACCACCCACCUUAAUCAUCUGAGAAUGUUCUUCUAAUCUCUCUUCUAUCCACACACACACGAAAAAAAUAAUACCACACUUUGGGGGAUAAAGUAUAACGUUUUCUUCCGUCUGCUCUGGUUUAUAAUAAUGGGUUGUGCAACUUCGAAGCCGAAGGUGUGUCACAAAUGCAGGGCCCCCUGUUCACCGGUGCGCCGGAGCUAUUCAAUGCACGACGAUGGCUACCAUAGGGUGGCUCUGACUUCAUCUACUUUAGGAUCUCUGAAGCUUGAUCCGAUGAACCAGAGUCAAUCAAUCAAAGACGGAGAUACAUCUUCUUUUGAUCUUUGUGAUUUCGAUGAAGUGAAGAGCUGUAAAGAAGAGUUUGCUAUGGGUUUGAUUGAAGCAAAAACAUGGUCAGAAAUGAUCAAUGAGAAAAUCCCCAAAGUGGUUCCGAAAACCCCUGUUAGAACUCCACCUGGUGAGCCAGAAACUAUCAAUACUUGGGAAUUAAUGGAAGGUCUUGAAGAUUCUAGUCCUCUUAAGCCUGCUCAUCAUGUUCGCAGUUUUUCAUUCCAUGUUUCUCCAAAUCCAGUUUCAUCUCAGUAUGAUCUUCCUACGCCCAGAGUUAAAGAUCAUAUCGAAGGUUCCCCAAAGCCAUUGUGGGAGGAGGUAGCUGAAGAUGAAACGAACUCAAGUUCAAACGACACAUCAAUCGUGUCCGAGUUUGAUUCUGAAGUGAUUUCUACAUUCAGAAAAGCAUUAGAAGAUCUCCCACCUGCAAACCCAUUUCACCUUAAACCGUUGAUUACUGAAAAUCAGAAGCCGGUGGCCGACGAGGAAGAUCCAUUGGAGAUAACAGAUGUGAAGAAAGUAACAGAGUACAAAGUAAGUAAAGAUAAACUUGUUGUUUAUUUCACUAGCCUGAGAGGUGUGAGGAAAACAUAUGAGGAUUGUGGCCAUGUUCGAGUGAUUCUGAAGGGAUUAGGUGUCAAAAUCGACGAAAGAGAUGUAUCGAUGCAUUCAGGGUUCAAGGAAGAGCUGAAAGAAUUACUGGGAAAUGAAUACAGUGGAGGAGGAUUGCCUAGGAUAUUUAUGGGGGGAAAAUACAUUGGUGGAGCUGAUGAAAUACGUCGAAUGAACGAGGAUGGAAAACUCGAGAAAUUUGUAGAAAACUGUGAAAGAAUUGAGGAUGGUGGUGUCAUUGGAGGUUGUAAUUGUGAGGCCUGUGGAGAUAUUAGAUUUGUACCUUGUGAGACAUGUUCAGGAAGCUGUAAAAUCUAUUACGGAGCAGAUUAUGAAGAAGAUAACGAAGAUGAAGAAGAACUUGAAGAAGAUGAAUAUGGUUUUCAACGAUGUCCAGAUUGCAAUGAGAAUGGGCUAAUUCGUUGUCCAAUUUGUUGUGAUUAAGGUUGAUCACAAAAUUUUCUUGUGUCUUCCUUUUUUUUUCCCCUAAUUUCGUUUGCAUUAAUUUUAAUUACUUUUGGAUGAUGUUUGUUGUACAGUGAAGAGUUUUGAUUGAGUUUAAUAUAGUUAUAACCAACCAUAAACAUAUUCCAAGCUCUGGAGUUGUGGUGUUAAAAGUCUUCUGUAAUACAUUUUCCAGGUAAAACGAGAAGCUUAUACAAUUUUGAAUUUUUCCCUUUAUAAAGUAAUAUAUACAUAAUGUACCAGAUAUUGUACUA
Messenger RNA from Solanum lycopersicum (tomato), 2325 nucleotides. RefSeq lists its product as uncharacterized. NCBI's taxonomy places the organism in Eukaryota, Viridiplantae, Streptophyta, Magnoliopsida, Solanales, Solanaceae. The record is from RefSeq and is a predicted model, not a curated record.